UUUUUCAGAUGCUGUUGAAUCAGUUUGCGGUCUCCCUCCAUCGUCGGAGCAAGAAAAAAAAAUGGCAUUGAGAGCUGCAGUGAGGAACAAGUGCGGCUUGUCAAGUCUUCUUCUUUCCCAGCGGAUCUCCUGCAGCAGUCAUGGCAGAGUGUGUGUGUCUCCUGUCCUCGUCACUCAGCGGAGGGACAACUCCACCUCGCCUAAAAUCAAAGUGGAUUUUGACCAAAGCACAGGUGUGGCAGUGAUGCACAUGCAGAGUCCGCCCGUCAACAACCUCAGUUUAGAUUUCCUCACAGAGUUCUGCAUCGGCGUAGAGAAGCUGGAGAUGGAUAAGAGCUGCCGAGGCCUCAUCAUCACCUCGAGCCAACCCAAGGUGUUCUCAGCUGGGCUGGACAUCAUGGAGAUGUACGGGAGUCCAGAGCGCUGCGGAGAGUUCUGGAGAGCAGUUCAGGAGAUGUGGCUGAAAGUCUAUAGCUCUAACAUGGUCACUAUAGCUGCAAUCAAUGGUUCCAGUCCUGCAGGUGGCUGUCUGAUGUCUAUCGCAUGUGACUACAGGAUAAUGGCGGACAACCCUCGUUACAGAAUCGGCCUUAAUGAGACGCAGCUCGGCAGCGUAGCACCUUUUUGGUUUAAGGACACCAUGAUGAACACAGUGGGCCACCGAACCACAGAGAUAGCUCUGGAGUUGGGGCUGCUCUACAACCCUUCAGAGGCCCUGAAGAUAGGACUGGUAGACCAGCUGGUACCUGAAGACCAGGUCCUCACCACAGCCACACAGACCAUGACCAAGUGGUUGGCUAUUCCAGACCACGCCAGACAGAUCACAAAGUCCAUGAUGAGGAAGCCAACCAUCGACAAGCUAAAAUCCAACAGAGAGGCAGACAUCCAGCACUUUGUCAGCUUCAUCACCAAAGACUCCAUUAAGAAGUCGCUCCGCAUGUAUCUGGAGAGUCUUAAAAAAGAAAAGCCUAGAGGAGAGAGUGAAACGUGUAGUAAGCAAUAGCUCACGACAAGCCGUGGUAUAUUGUUAUUCAUAAAUUUAUAUACCCCUGGCAGAAUUUAUGAAAUAUUGGCCAGUUUUGGGAAAAUAUGACUGAUCAUCCAGAUUUCUUUUAUUUAGGGAUAGUGGUCAGAUUAAGACAUUUAUUAUCACAUAAUUGUGUAUGCCCUUUUUAAAUCAUAAUGAUAACCGAAAUCACCCAAAUGGCCUGAUCAAAAGUUUACAUACCCUUGAAUGUUUGGCCUGAUAAUAUACACACAAGUUGACACACACAGGUCUAAAUGACUAUUAAGAGUAAGUUUCCACACCGGUGACUUGUUUGAUUGUUUAGUGUCUGUGUUUAUAGGUCCAGUGUGUAAGAUUUAGUGGCAUCUAGCGGUGAAAUUGCAGAUUGCAACCAACUGAAUACCACUCGCCUCACCCUUUCCUUGCAAGUGUGUAGGAGAACCUACGGUGGCCGCAAAAAACAUGAAAGGCCCUAUCUGGAGCCAGUGUUUGGUUUGUCCAUUCUGGGCUCCUGUAGAAAUAUGGCUGUGCAACAUGGCGGACUCCGGUGAAGGGGAUCCGCUCCCUUUGUAGAAAUAAAGGGCUUAUUCUAAGAUAAUGAAAACACAACAAUUCUUAUUUUCAGGUGAUUACAUUAAUAAAAACAUACUUAAAUAUUAUACUCCAUUUCUGCCAAUAGCUCCUCCUAAAUGUUACACACUGGACCUUUAAAUAGUCAAUGAGUUUCUUAGCUCUUGAGAGACCUUCUGCACAUUUCAUCCAGGGCUGCACUGAUUUUGCUGUAUACUGAUCCAUGGGGAAAGCAAAAUAACUGUCAAAGAACCUGUGAGAAAAGUUAGCUGAACUUUAUAAAUCAGGAAAAGGAUAUAAAAAGAUAUCCAAAGAUUUGAAAAUGCCAAUCAGCAGUGUUUAAACUCUGAUACUGUAAAGAAGUGGACAAUUAGGGGUUCUAUUGAUACCAAGACAAAAUAAAGAUUUCAGCCACAACUGCCAGGAAAAUUGGUCAGGAUGCAACGAAAAACCCACAAGCAACUUCAGCUGAAAUACAGGCUUCUUUGCAAAAAAAACUUUUGUGGCUGUUUCAAGAUGCCCAAUAAGGAGGUACUUGAACAAAAAUGGGUUGCACGAAAAAAGCAGUUACUGCAUAUUUUCUUUAUUGCUAUGUUUUGUUUAAUGAUUGUGCCACUCUGUGAUGCCUUAUAGUUUAAUUUGAAUUCCGUUAGAAAUUAAAUAAAUGUGUUUUACCUGGGUAUGCAAACUUUUGAACGGGGACCAUUUCAGUAUUUUCUUUAUUGCUAUGUUUUGUUUAAUGAUUGUGCUAUUCUGUGAUGCUUUAUAGUUUGAUUUGAAUGCCAUUAAAAAUAAAAGAAAUGUGUUUUGCCUGA
This is a messenger RNA of Siniperca chuatsi (mandarin fish), 2391 nucleotides long. RefSeq names its product enoyl-CoA delta isomerase 1, mitochondrial-like. Gene Ontology annotation, biological process: fatty acid beta-oxidation. Gene Ontology annotation, cellular component: mitochondrion. Bases 62 to 1003 code for a protein of 313 amino acids. The transcript has 8 exons. The record is from RefSeq and is a predicted model, not a curated record. NCBI's taxonomy places the organism in Eukaryota, Metazoa, Chordata, Actinopteri, Centrarchiformes, Sinipercidae. Gene Ontology annotation, molecular function: enoyl-CoA hydratase activity.